Messenger RNA from Pyrgilauda ruficollis (rufous-necked snowfinch), 2865 nucleotides. RefSeq names its product collagen alpha-1(III) chain-like. The record is from RefSeq and is a predicted model, not a curated record. The transcript is spliced from 8 exons. The annotation marks the transcript as partial. Lineage: Eukaryota; Metazoa; Chordata; Aves; Passeriformes; Passeridae.
CGCCACCAGCCAAGUGUCACCAACCCACCCCACGGCGCCCUGGCACGGCUGAGGGACAGCAGCUGCCGAACCGUGUGCCAUGCGUGCCGGUGGCACCCGGACCGCGCUGAGAUCUGCCGGGCUCGGAGGCGCCGAGCUGCCCCCGACAGCCCCAAGUGCACCCGCGUCCCUCAGCCGGGGGACACCGGCACGGCGGCACAACCGCUGGUGGCACGAGCAGGGACCGCGGGCCGUUCCCACCACCCCGACACCGGGGUGCCACUCUGCUGGGAGCAGCCAGACCCCCUGAUGGGCAGAGGCACAGCUGGGACCCCCGGCGUGGGGCCGGGGGGGGCUCCCCCCGCAGGCAGCGCCCGCUCCCAUGUAAGGGCAUGGCCGCGGCCGCUGCUCCCCACGCCGCGACACCGGGGCGCCCUCGGCCACGCGCAGGCACCGGGGGCACCGCGGGCAGCACCGGCGUCGGACCCACCGCCCGGCGCGGGGCUCGUCCCCCGACACGCCACCCAUGUCACCGCACACAUCCCGACCCCCGGACACACCCCGACCCCCGGACACACCCCGACCCCCACCCCACAGCGGCUCAAUCCGCGCCCACCGGUCACGGCCCGGCUCCCCGGUGACACCCCGACCCCCGGGCACGUUCCGGUGCCCCGGGCCGUACCUGCGAUGCGGAUGACGGCUCUCUCGGCGGGGUCCAGCACCGUCCCGUUGCCCGCGGCCGCCUUGGCUCGCUGGGAGCGCUGGUGCUUGCCCAGGUUCCAGGGCAGCGUGUCCCCGGCGCCGGGCGAGCCGCUGCUGCCGCUCGAGCUCUCCUCCGCCAUCGCCGCCGACCCCGGCUCCUGCGACAGAGGGACGGCGUCAGGGACCCCCGGUACCGGGACCAUCGCCUUCGGACCCCGGUACCGGGUACCAGGGACCCCCGCCAUCAUCACUGCCCCCCCCUCUCGGUUCAGGGACCUCUGGCAUCGGGAACCAGGGACCCCCGGCAUCGCCAUCUCCUUCCCUCUCUCUUCAGGGACCUCCGGGACCCCCGGCACCGGGGCACCAAAGACCCCCGGCAUCGCCACUGCCCCCCUCUCGUUUCAGGGACCCCCGGCACCGCCGACCCCGGCUCCUGCGGUAGAGAUGCGGCGCCAGGCACACCGGGCACCGGGACCGCAGCACCGGCAGCGCCCGGUGCAGCACACGGCGGAAUCACGGAGCGCCCGGAGCUCGCCCGUGGCGGUGCCGCCGCAGCCGGGGAGCGCACGGGAAGAACAGCCGGAGCGAAGGCGUGGGAGACGAGACCGCACCGGCAGCGGGGCAGCGCUCAGGGGGGUUCGGAGCGGCUGCGGGGUUCGGGGGGCCCGCGGGGUCGGUGCCGCGAGUGCUCCCAGGGGAGCGGUUCGGAGGCUGCCGCAUCCCGACACCUCCGCGAUCCCGGCACCUCCGCGAUCCCACCUCCGCCCCGGCUCCGCCGCAGCCCUGACACCGGCCCGGGCUCGUUCCCCGGGGAGCCGGCAGCACCGGGCGUUUGCCGCGGCCGAGGCGCCAUUUGCAGAAGCUCCGAACCCGGGAAAGUCACCGGGCCCGGCACCACCGGGCCCGGCAGCGGGACCCACCGGCAUCACCGACAUCACAGCGCCCGGCCCUCCCGGCGCCCUGGGACCGCGGCGUGACCGACAUCACCGGCGCCCCCAGACCCACCGGCAUCACCCCGGCCUCCCGGUACAGCCAGAACCAAGGGCCAACCCCGGCCAGCGCUCCCGGUACAGCCGGAACCAGGGGCCAACCCCGGCCAGUGCUCCCAGUACAGCCAGCAUGGCACGGGUUAACUGUGCCCAGCGCACCCAGUACACUGCGUACGGAGAAGGGAAGUCCCGCAGCCGCUCGGCUCUGCCCGCCCCGCCUGGGCGCUCAAUUGUGGGCCCGGCACGGCCCGGCACGGCCCGGCACGGCCGCAUCACCGGUACACUGCUGGCCCGUCAGCGGCGCGUCUGGCGCCCCCCGACCCCCAGCCCCAUCGGGGCCAUCGCGUGCCAAACUGACCCCGGCAACCCCAGCACAACCGCGCCCACCCCUCGGGGCGCAGAGACCACCGAGGACCCCGCACCGGGGAGGCGUGAGGAGCCCCCGGGAGCCGACACCGGGGCGGAGCAAGGUGGCACCGGCAGCGCCGAGGUCGGGACCCUCUCCCGGACACUCUGUCCCCAGCGUGGUACCUGCCGUGAGGGGGCCAAGGCUCAGACCCCCCACCCGCUCUCCCCGCGGCCGUACCGGGGCUGCCGCUCGUUCCGUCCGUCCGGAUCCGGUGCUGGCGCCGCCGCUGUCGCCGCGGUCAUGUGCCGGUGCCGGCACGGGCGCAGGGAGCGAAUCCCCCGGCCAGAGCCGGACAAAGAGCCCUUUUUCAGCGGCGCUGGGCCCCGCGGGCCCCUCGGCGUCAGGGGACAAAGGUCCGGCACGCUUGGCACCGGCAGCACCGGGCACUCCUCGCUCGGGGCACCCGCGGGGCGCGGGGCACCGGACUCUGCAGAGGGGGUGGGCGUGCUGCCGGGACCCCUCCUGCACCCCCGACCCUCUGGGCUCUCACCUCCAUCCGCCGGCGCUCCCCGGGGAGCGGGGCUGGCGCCACGUGCGCGGGGCUGGCACGGCUGGCACGAUGCCCGGCGGGAUCCCAGCGCUGGCACACGUCAGCGGGGCUGGCACACGCCGGCGCGGUGCCACCGCACCCUGCCCGGGACCCGCCCGCGCCCGCGGGGCCGGGGCCGCUGGUGUCACACCCGUGCCCGCUCCGUGUGCGGCCCCCAAAGGGGCGCGGGGGUCACCGAGACCCCCAGCCCUGUGCUCGCCUACCUGUCACCUGGGCAUCUCAGUGGUUGGGACUGA